UCUUUCUCACAGAGAUGUAGCGUGUGUGUUGGUGUGAUCGGCGGACCAUCAUGCACCUCUUCUUGCUGCUGAUCCUUCAAGCUACAGCAGCCAUCGGACAGAUUGAUCCCGCACAUUGUCGCUAUCCCUUGGGCAUGGAGGAUGGACGGAUCAAAGACGAUGCCAUCAAAGCAUCCAGCCAAUGGCACGAAACCACAGGACCCCAGUAUGCCAGGUUGUAUCGUGAGGAGGGAGAUGGGGCCUGGUGUCCUGCAGCGCUGCCUUCAGACAGUCAGUACCUGGAGGUGGAUCUGGGCAGGCUCACCUUUCUGACAGUUAUCGGGACUCAGGGACGAUAUAUCAGAAACUCCGGGAAUGAGUUUGCCCGAGAGUACCGUGUAAACUACAGCAGAGACGGCAGGCUGUGGAAGUCCUGGAGGAACCGGCAGGGGAACGAGGUCAUCGAGGGCAACAAAGAUGCCUACACCUCUGUCUUCAAAGACCUUCACCCCCCAAUCGUCACCCGCCAUGUCCGCCUGCUCCCCGUCACCAAACUGUCCACCACUGUCUGCAUGAGAGUGGAGCUGUACGGCUGCCCGUGGGAGGACGGGCUGAUCUCCUACAGCGCUCCAGAGGGUCAGCGCAUGAUGCCGCCCGGUUAUCCCAUCGCCACCCUCAAUGACUCCACAUAUGAUGGAGUACACGAGAGGGGGAGGCUUUCUGGCGGCCUGGGUCAGCUGACGGACGGCGUGACCGGCCAGGAUGACUUCACAAAGACCCGUGUGAAGUCAUCCUGGCAGAGCGUGUGGCCCGGCUAUGACUACCUGGGCUGGAAGAACGACUCGCUGGAACACGUGGAGAUGGAGUUUGUGUUCGAUGGGCAGAGAAACUUCACCUCGAUGAAGGUGCACAGUAACAACAUGUUCUCCCGCGGCGUGAAGAUCUUCUCCUCGGUCUCCUGUUGGUUUAAGCCCCACUUCGGAUGGGAGGCGGAGCCUGUGGAGUUCAGGACGGUCCUGGAUGACCGGAACCCAAGCGCCCGCUACGUCACAGUGCUUCUGAACCACCGCACUGCCAGAUUCGUUCGCUGCCGCUUUUACUUCGCUGAUGUUUGGAUGAUGUUCAGCGAGAUUUCCUUUCAGUCAGUGGACACCGUACUCCCAACCCAGAUGACAUCUCCUCUACCCACUCAGGACACCAUCACAACCCCUGCAACAAAGCCAGCAGUUGAUCCAUCAGCCAGUGACCCACCAGAUGAUGGAAAAACACCCAUCCUGAUUGGCUGCUUGGUAACCAUCAUCCUUUUGUUGGUCAUCAUCAUCUUCCUCAUCCUAUGGUGCCAGUAUGUCUGCAAGGUGUUAGAGAAGGGUCCACGUCAGAUUCUUGAUGAGGAGGUGAUGGUUCGGCUGUCGUCCUGCAGUGACACCAUCAUUUUACAGACUCCUCCUGUGCCCCCACGAUCCGGACGCGCCCCCGCCGGUCCCGUGAACUCUGACCCUCACUAUGAGAGAAUUUUCCUGUUGGACCCACAGUACCAGAACCCAGCGGUGCUGAGAAACAAGCUCCCGGAGCUGUCGCAGAGCGCAGAGGCAUCUGCCUGUGGGGGGGGGUACGCCGAGCCCGACAUCACCCAGUGCACGCCGCAUCAGUGUUUCCAUAACAACGCGCCGCACUACGCUGAGACGGACAUCGUGCGGCUGCAGGGCGUCACCGGCAGCAACAUGUACGCCGUCCCCGCCCUCACCGUCGACUCUCUCACCAGGAAGGACAUCUCCGCGGCCGAGUUCCCGCGGCAACAGCUGAUCUUCAGGGAGAAGCUCGGGGAGGGGCAGUUUGGCGAGGUCCAUCUGUGUGAGGCAGAGGGACUCCCAGAGUUCCUUGGGGAAGGCUCGCCCCUCCCUGACCGAGAUGGCCGCUCGGUGCUCGUGGCUGUUAAACAGCUGAGGGCCGACGCUACCAGCCAAGCCAGGAACGACUUCCUGAAGGAAAUAAAGAUCAUGUCCCGCCUGAAUGACCCCAACAUCAUCCGACUGCUGUGUGUGUGCGUGUCGUCCGACCCGCUGUGCAUGGUUACUGAGUACAUGGAGAACGGAGACCUCAACAUGUUCCUGUCGCAGCGGGAGAUCGAGAGCACUCUGACACAUGCCAACAACAUCCCUUCAGUCAGCCUGUCUGACCUCCUCCACAUGGCGGUGCAGAUCUCUUCAGGGAUGAAGUAUUUGGCAUCUUUGAACUUUGUGCACCGUGACCUGGCUACGAGAAACUGCCUGCUGGACCGCCGCCUCACCAUCAAGAUCGCCGACUUUGGCAUGAGCCGAAACCUGUACAGCAGCGACUACUAUCGCAUCCAGGGCCGGGCGGUGCUGCCUAUACGAUGGAUGGCCUGGGAGAGCAUCCUGCUGGGUAAGUUCACCACAGCCAGCGACGUGUGGGCCUUUGGAGUCACCCUUCGCUACAACGUGGUGAUGGAGGCGGACACGGCCGGUCAGCUCAGAGGACGAAUUGUUCCAGUUCCAGACCUUUGGGUCCACAGUGAACAAACCAGUUUCAGCUUCUUCUAUCCUUUUCCAGCCCCUUUGACCCCCCCCCAGCCUUUUAACUUACACCAUCUUUUCCUCUCUUUGGCUUUUAGAGAUUCCAGAAAUGGGACAGUUCUGGCAGUUUCUCCAUCCCUGUGGUUUUUAUUAUUAUUAUUAUUAUUAUUAUUAUUAUUAUUAUUGUAAAGCACUGUGUCUGUGUCUCUCAGUUAUUCUUGUUCAUAUAUUAAUCCACACUGGAGCUAGGGCUAUAGGGUCAGAUUUUAGUGUAGGAUUUGAUUUUUUUUAGAUUUUAUUUGUUCAUGUUUAUUUGUUUUAUUGUUUCACAAUCAUUGGUCUUUUUUUGGUGGAUAUGAAUGUUGAUCAGCUGAGGUUCACAUCAUGGUGCCAAGAAGCUGCGCUGAGGAAACCUGUGUGAGUCAGUCAGAGGGAAUCUGUGGGAAAUUUGGAAAAAUCAUUAAAGCCAUGUAAGAAAAACAGUAUGAUGCUAUUUUGUUGCCACAGAGGAGAAAAAAUGAUUGAAAUGCAACUAAAAGAGGAUUUUAAACAGCGUCUCCUUGAAGACUCCCACAGCUGGAUCCUUUCAGUCAGUGCUUUUCAUAUGUAGCAGCAUUAGGACCAGAGGGACGGUCUGGUUUGCACCUCUGAAGAGUACAGAUCCACAGAUAGAAACUGCAGAAAUAUUAAGUGCAUUGCUGCCACUGUAGAUGUCUCACUGUGUGAUCUGUGCAGGCUGUUGUAGCCUGACUUUGACUUGAAGUCUGGUACAGAGCCUAUGAGCCCUCACCGAGGCAGAAGGUCAGCACGUCAAGACGAGGUGUACCAUCUACAUUUGGGGCUGUGAGUACCCAAACUACUGAGUUAGAACAAGGUCACUAUCAGCUGACAGACUGUGGUCAGACUGAGCCGUUAGAUCGCGGAUGGAUUACCAGCUGGGUGAAGCCACAGGUUCAUCUGUCACCACUGCUUUAAAAAAGUGUCUCCUGCAUUAAUAGAAAUUUCUGACCCUGUGUAGUGGAGCAACCCUGUGGCAGACUUUAUUAUUUUAGUUUAUCUUGUCCUCACUUUAUCCCUAAAGUAAUAUAAAUAAAGCGUAUGAUUUCAGACCACAGCUCUGGUUACAUGGUUCAUAUUGAAAGGGUCAGGAGGUCAGUGGAGGCAGAUCUUUGCCCAGGGGCCAACAAGAUGCUCCAAAAGCAUCUCAAACUUCAUUCUGACUCUUCUUAAUCAAAGGAUUGAGACAAUGCUUACUAAGCAACUGAGGGGCAGUCAUGAGGAAGGCCCGAAGCAAAGCACGCCCUGCUCUAAUGCCUGUUUAUCUCUACAUGGGACCAUAGUUUACUAUGUGCUGAAUUAAGUGAGACUAGAAACUAUUGAAUGAUACAGUAAAUAAGUCAGGAGGAGGAGGAAGAGUCUUUACUGAGGUCACAAAUCAAAUUAGCUGCAGGGUGAUGCUCACAGACUUCUAUACAAUCGGACUGCCCUUUGCAGGGCAGCCGCCCCCUGCUGGCCAUUAGAAAGAAUGGAGGUUUGAGGUACUUCUGUGUUUUCCCCCAUUUUUGCCCCACUGUGUUGCAGUCUUUAACUGACUGAAGUGACGCUGUGAUCACUGAGCAUGUGGCCUUCAUGUUAGCAGGAGCCACUUUGCCCCCAUGCUGCCUGUACCAUCCAUAAAGCAUGGUAAACAUGGUAACGCAUAAUUUAAUGUCUGUUUAGGUUACUUAAUGUCAUUGUCAUUCUUUAUAUGCAGUCCAGAUUUGCAGUAUUUUAAAUCCUCCCUGAGAAAAAAUUUGGAUAAAAUGAAAAAUGUUGCAAACAGAGGAAGAGCAAACAUGUUGAUUUGAGUACAUUUUUCAGUGUUUUGUUAUCUGUACUGUAUCUUACAUUUCUGAGUGUGUUUGUGUGAGUUUUUAAGAGAAAAUGAGACACUGAGUGAGUCUUUUCAACAUUCCUUUGAGCACUGGGAGCUAGUUGAGGUUAAAGUGGUAACUGGAGUCGCUCUGUUGUGCCAAAUUACAUUAAAUGAGGGUGAGAGUGAGUUUUUUCUUUUCUUUUUUUUUUUUUUUUUUUUACAAAGCAAGAGGAGAAGAUGGGCAGAAGGAAACCACUAAACUCAAUCUCCCAGAGUCCUUUGCUACAGUGAGCCUGUGCAUUUUGUUUUUGUUCCAUUAGAGAGAUCUUUUAGUUUGAUAGUGUACAGUAUAAUUGGUCUGUAAUAUCUCAGUGUGUGAAUGCAGAUUAGGUGUGAUAAUUGUUGUUAAUUAAUUAUCUAUCUGAGUUUAUAGUAACUAUUUCUGAUUGUGGAGGUGUUGGGUUUGUUUUUCCACAGGAAUUCAGCAUUUACGGACAUUUUUCUAAAUAAGAUGUUCUGUUUGUUUUCCUGCUGUGUUCACUAUCAUUUCUCAUCCACACUGUUUAAUCUUUGCUUCCUUCUUCAGUAUGUGUCAGACAUAUAGUGUACAUAGGCUAGCAGCUGGUUAUAUUAAUAUAUUGGGAGCAGGGAGCUUGGUGCUCUCUGCUCCCAAGUGGUUUUCACUCCGUACGCGAUCUCGUUUUGGUUUGUUUUUCCUAUAAUAAAUAGUAAAAGCUG
This is a messenger RNA of Archocentrus centrarchus (flier cichlid), 5106 nucleotides long. RefSeq names its product discoidin domain-containing receptor 2-like. Gene Ontology annotation, cellular component: signaling receptor complex; plasma membrane. Gene Ontology annotation, molecular function: collagen binding; ATP binding; protein tyrosine kinase collagen receptor activity. The transcript is spliced from 18 exons. The coding region runs from base 51 to 2702 and encodes 883 amino acids. Gene Ontology annotation, biological process: cell surface receptor protein tyrosine kinase signaling pathway; positive regulation of neuron projection development; protein phosphorylation. The record is from RefSeq and is a predicted model, not a curated record. Lineage: Eukaryota; Metazoa; Chordata; Actinopteri; Cichliformes; Cichlidae.